Olea europaea var. sylvestris is the source of this 1566-nucleotide messenger RNA. Its product is annotated as receptor-like protein 12. The transcript has a single exon. The record is from RefSeq and is a predicted model, not a curated record. The coding region runs from base 492 to 965 and encodes 157 amino acids. NCBI's taxonomy places the organism in Eukaryota, Viridiplantae, Streptophyta, Magnoliopsida, Lamiales, Oleaceae.
AAAAAAAGAGAGAAAAAUAAUGAAAAUCAAACAACGGCUUAAUGCAUGCACUAAUGGCUUUUCCCAGCACACAUGUUGAAAUUUUUUCCUUGGAAGUCGAGAAAAUGUGGAGAAAGUCCUUCCAGGGAGGUCGGAUUUUUCGAAGUUGGACAGAAUGGUUUAACUAAAAAAACCAGGACUUAGAACAAAAUGAAGUUCAUAAUGAUUAAAACCAGGACUUAAGACGUCAAUUUAGAACAAAAUGAAGUUCAUAAUGAUUAACAAGAAUUUUUGCUUUAAGUUAUGUGACUAACAAUGUUUUUAACUAGCUCAAUAUUUGUGAGAAGGAAUAACGCGUCGAAAUUUCUGUCCAAGAGGUCAAGAUAAUGUGUUCAAAGUUGAAUACAAGAUGAUAGAGACACAAUUAUAUUAAAUUAUGAGAGUAUUUCUAAUGGCAGCUUAAAAGCUCCAAUCCAAAACCAGGAUUUUUGCAUCCUUACUGCUGUUUCAAGAUGAAAAUUAUGCUCACUCUGCAGUUUUUCUUCGUCUUCAUAACCUCAGUUUUCUUAAUAACAUAUAUUGCUCCAGUCUGCAGCCAAAGCAAAUGUCUGGAGGAUCAGAAAAUUUUGUUACUCAAUUUGAAGGUCGAAUUCAUAUUUGAUCCAUUGGCCUCAAGAAAGUUGGUCAUGUGGAAAGAGAACGAGGACUGUUGCAGUUGGGAAGGGGUAGGAUGUGAUGAUGCAGGUCAUGUGAUAAGCUUGGAGCUGGAUAAUGAAUCGAUUUUUGCUGGUUUGGAGAACUCAACUAGUCUUUUUAGUCUUCACUAUCUUGAGAAGCUGAACCUGGCAUUCAACUGUUUCAACAAUAUUCAGAUUCCAAGGAGUCUUUCCAAUCUAAAAAAAUUGACACACCCAAAUCUAUCACAAGCAUGUUUUGCUGGACAAGUUCCGGUCGAACUUUCAACAAUGAAGAGUAUUACAAACUGAAUCCAAGAAAACAUAGAUGAAAUCAUAAAUUCGCAGAUUACACCAUGAACCCUAAAUCACAACAUCAAGGCUUAGAUCUUUCACUCGAAGGCUCAGACCACAUCCAUUUACCAUCACAGAGGCACCGGGACUCAAAAACGAACCCUCACAACCCAACACACCAAGGUCACUUCACUGGACUCAAGAAAUCAAACUGCCUACCUUCGGUCGAUCACUCACACAAAGGAGAAUCACACAAGAACACGAUUAUCACAAAGAUAAUCAACCAGAAAUCUCACAAAGAGAAGAAGGAAGGGUCACACAGACAAAGGAACUCGAAGGUUUCAAACUGCAGAGAGAAAGAGAAAAACAGAAAGUGACGAUCCAAGAGCCAAACAGGGAGUAAGGAGGAUAUUUAUAGUAAAUAUCAUCAACCGUUGAUCAGUGGGUCAAUCCAACGGUCCAAGAGCGACUAAUGGUGUGUGGGCUGGAUAUUGGGCUCGGUUAAGUGGGCCUUCUAGGUAUAUAUUUAAUGGACCAAGUAAUAAAUCCAAUUUGGGCCUUUUCAUCAUUGCCUAACAGUUGGACUGGAUCAAAUGGCAUCACAGCCCAACAAAGAGGU